This is a messenger RNA of Bursaphelenchus okinawaensis, 1301 nucleotides long. NCBI's taxonomy places the organism in Eukaryota, Metazoa, Nematoda, Chromadorea, Rhabditida, Aphelenchoididae. The record is from the annotation of a GenBank genome assembly.
AUGGUCGUCGGUAAGAUUGUUGAUCUGGCUAAAUUCACCGGCGGAACCAUCAAGGGCGCUGCUCUUGUCUUGGCUCGUCCAAGUGAUCCUAUCCCGGAGACCAAAUUGCACCCAAGAAUGCCAGCUCGUCCAUUCACCACUCCUGAAUGGGUAAGUUGUUCAAGUUCUUUGCUUUUAUGUUUUAGGUCGUACAAUACCUUGGGUGUACCGGCGAGGAGUUUUGAGGCGUAAUUCGAAAUUAAUUAAGUGUUAUUUUUGUAUUUUUUACAAUAAGUUCCGUAUAGUUUUUGAGGAUCAUAAUUCCGCUUUUAAAGAGGUUAGGCGUCCAUAUCAUUUUUGCCAUAACUUUCUUCAAAAGCUAGGUAAACAUCUGAAAAUCUACUCAAUUGUAGAUCAUUCUUGUGUUUAACUACUACAAGCAUAUUAAUCUCUAAAUUCACGCUUAUCUUUAUGUUAUUGUAUUUUAAAGAUUCACCUUUAAAAUUUUUAAAGCUGCAUGUUUUGCGUUGUAAGAAUCUUUAUUUUUUUUAUUUUUUACAGUUACAAAUAAUUAUAAAAAAUAAAUUUUCAGCUCCGUAUGCUUUCAUGGCGUCACAUCUGGCAAAAGAUCCCAAUUGCUCGUUUCUACGUCUUCUCUGCCCUCAUCGUCUUUGGUGUAUUCAAGUUCUUGGUUCCCAGUAAGUUUUGUGUUUUUAAAAGGCCUUUGUAAUUAACGGUUUUUUUAAUUUAAACCUUUAAACAUAUACGAUAUGAGGUAAAUAUUGUAUACAGGGCCGGGCGGGGACUUUUGGUCUGGGGGCAGGGGUCCAAAAAAUCGGCACAGGUACUACCUGUGCCGAUUUUUUGCGAAAAUUUUUUUUUCAAAAAUCCACAGGGGGGACCACGUUCAAAUUUUUUCGAAAAUUUUUUUUCUGGGGGGGGGGUCCCCCCGCCCCCCCCCCCCGUCGCGCCCGGCCCUGAUUGUAUAGACACUAAAUUCUGUUUUUUGAAAAAAAAAUUAAAGUUUUAAUUAUUUGCAACAUGCUAAUGUUAAAGCUUCAAUUUUUUUAAAUUUUUUAAUGAUUUUUUUUUGUUAAUUAUUGCCUAAAGAAACCUAAACAAUGUAUUUUCUUCAAUUCUAACCAAUAUUCCUUUCAGUCAAGCCCCGCCACGUUAUCAUGUACAAGACGGGUAAGGAAGACGGUCACCAUCACGAGGUCGAGCACUGGUACGGUGUCAGACAGAAGAAGCAAGACGCUUUGUACUGGGCCAAGUACGAUCCCUUCCGUGUUGAGGGAGCUGCCGCCGUUGGUGGACAUUAG